Messenger RNA from Malassezia sympodialis ATCC 42132, 1617 nucleotides. RefSeq lists its product as uncharacterized. Lineage: Eukaryota; Fungi; Basidiomycota; Malasseziomycetes; Malasseziales; Malasseziaceae. The record is from RefSeq and is a predicted model, not a curated record. The coding region runs from base 1 to 1617 and encodes 538 amino acids. The transcript has 4 exons.
AUGCAGGUGUCGACCAAGAGGAGCGAGGUGAACGCUUUGCCUUCGGUGCCAAAGCCCAACGAUUUUGAGCCCGCCUCUGUGGAUGCACGGUACAAUGCAGCGCGCAUUCACUACACACUUGGUACGCAAUUUUUCAUGCCGCCAGAGUCCCACGAGUCUCUUGUUCAAGCAUGUCGUCUCUACAUUCACGCGCUGGAGCUGGCACCGAUACCAGACGGUGGGAUACCCAGUGCCACUACUCUGGACGUACUUUCAAACGGUGGCUAUGCCCUGUAUGCACUGGCGGAACUGGUCGACAAUUUUGGCUGUACAGAUAGUUUUGAAGCCUGUCAAGCGCUAACAGCCCCUGUCGUUGAUGCAGCCACGCUCUCUAUGGCUAUGCCGGUGCCGCUCUAUGUGGCGGCCGCUCACUGGUUCGAGCAGGUCGCACUUGGACAGCGUAUGGUUCUCGAAGCUUCCUCUAUGCCAACGGCCAUGCCUCCAUCGCCGUCAAAGACAGGUGCCCAGCAAAGUGAAUUUUCGUCGUCACUCGUGACUCCCGCAUCGUUGGUCGAGACAUGGAACGACCAAAUCAAGUGCGGCCUCGACCUGCUACCCCAUGCCUGCAAUAUCCCAACCCUGGAUCGCUGGGUCGCUUCGCUGCAGUCCUUGAUCGAGCUUGCGCAGAGUUAUGUGCAUGCACUUCCUAACGGAUUUGGCGCAUCGCAAAGUCUUCCACGCGCGUAUGAUCGGCAGGUGGCCUUGCUGCAGCAAGCCUACAUCGAGGUUCAGCUGACCCAGGUUCAGCGUGCGACAGAAUGGGACGUAUGGCCCACAAACGAAGGAUGGCAGGCACUCGAAGCGGCAGUCCUAGGACAGGCCCAAAUGGCUCUUCAAACACCGCCAGCAGCCCAGUCUCUCACAUCCGUACGCCUAGGCACCGAUUCAGAGGCACGCGUCGAACAAGUUGAGGCGGCCGUGGAGGAUCUGUGCGCGCUAGGAAACCACGCGCAUGCGCUGGCACGCCUGCGCAUCGACUACCUUCUCCGAGGUGACAGAGACUCGGCAGCGCGAGCAUGGGAGCUAGGGACCUGUGCCGCCAAAUGUAUGCUCGCUGCCUUGGCGCCGUUCGAAGCGCCCGAGUCCCGAUCGGCCCCCACGCUCGCACCUAAGAAUUUAUCAGCCUGGGUCGCUCCUCACACGCCUGCUCCCACUCCAUUUAAUGCUUCCACGCAGAUUUCCAGGACGCGCGCCUCCAUGUAUGGAGAAUUGUCGUCUAUUUCUCUGACUCGAGCGCACAACGCCCUGGCGCAGGUCCUUGACGUGGUGCAGUCCAACCAAACGAAACUACUCGACAAUGCCCGCAUUUAUGCCAGACGCGCUCUCGCUGACGACGGCCUUAUGUGGGUCCAUCAGAAGAACACAAGUGCUGAUACGCAGGAAACUCCGUCCCCUGCCAUCUUUAGCGCUCAUCCAUACAAAAGACCCCGUAUCCUAUUGCAGGAGAAUGAAGACGAGCCCUUGCAACUGACCCGGCUAUCAAAUAGGCUAGGUCCUACGGCAGAGAAACGCGACGUGGACACCCGGCUUCAGGAAGGGUACCCACUCUGCAACUAUCAGAACAUGAAGGAGACAUAA